AUGGACUUCACUUGCGCCCACGUUUCCGUGAGCCGACAGACGGAUGACAGAAAGGACGUCCACCUCUCUGUUACUAGCAUCCUCAGUUCCUACAAAGUUACCCCAGCAAAAGGCUCCUGCCACUCCAUGCCACUGCAGACGCCCAUCAGCUCUGGCCUGGACGAGUGCAGCGGUUCGGUGUGGCCUCCAGACAUGCUCCUGCCCUGA
Molecule: messenger RNA, 207 nt
Organism: Rangifer tarandus platyrhynchus (Svalbard reindeer)
Lineage: Eukaryota; Metazoa; Chordata; Mammalia; Artiodactyla; Cervidae
Source: the annotation of a GenBank genome assembly